Molecule: messenger RNA, 782 nt
Organism: Aricia agestis (brown argus)
Lineage: Eukaryota; Metazoa; Arthropoda; Insecta; Lepidoptera; Lycaenidae
Gene: Dnaaf6
Product: dynein axonemal assembly factor 6
Exons: 3
Coding region: 55-609 (184 amino acids)
Biological process (GO): axonemal dynein complex assembly
Cellular component (GO): cytoplasm
Molecular function (GO): dynein intermediate chain binding; protein-folding chaperone binding
Source: RefSeq, a predicted model, not a curated record
GAGCUGUCUGUGUAUUUAUUAAUACAAAAAUAUAAUAUUUUAAUUUAAUUAACAAUGGAACUUUCGCCAGGCUACUUACAUAAAUUAGCCGAGCUCCUCACACAACCAGAGCAAGAUGUUUUGCAAGGAGAAGAUUUUACUCCAACAAGAUACGAAAUAACAUCAACCAAGGACAAUGCCGGUGCUCGAAAUACAAAGAAAGUUCCUACCAGUAUCGAAGAAUAUGAACAGCAGGAAGCGGAAGAAAUGGACUUACUGAGCAAAAGUGGAGGAGGGGUGGGUGACCGCAAAACUCCGUCUUAUACCAUGAACUAUCAGCAGUCAGUUGGUGCGGAGGAUAUUUUCUUACAGAUCGGUCACAAAACCCCAUCAUCGGCCAGCUGUGAAAACUUAAUAGUGAGAAUCAAAAUGCCGGGAGAUAAGAUGGAGAACAUUGAUUUGUCGGUGGAGACGACCAGAGUUACCGUGGAUUCCUCUCAGUACCACCUUAAAUUUUCACCGCCGCACCCGGUAGACCCUGACAGAUCGAAGGCCAACUGGGACGCCGCUGAAGAAACCCUCAUUUUGACCUUGAAGCUUGAUAGAGAGUUUGAUUUUGUUAAUUUUUAAUAAGUCAGGAGUUCUGGUAAAGUUGGGAGGUCUGGUCUACGAUUUUUUUCUUAAACCACAGGAAAUACCAACCUAUGUCCUAUAGUCCGAUCGCAGGACAGAGAGACAUUCGUUCAUUGAAAGAACUAUUGCGCCGUCUCCUUCACUUGUGCACGAUAACAAUUAAAAGCUGU